AUGGAUUUUGCCAGCCGCCACGCCGCAGCGGAGGCGGCCACGUCGGCCGCCGCCUCCGCCGCCGCCCCCGCGGGGGUCGCCGAGGAGCCCGAGUACCUCGCCCGGUACCUUGUCGUCAAGCACUCGUGGAGGGGAAGGUACCGCCGGGUCCUUUGCAUCGCCUCUUCCGGCGUCGUCACGCUCGACCCCACCACGCUCAACCUCACCAAUUCCUACGAUGCCGGCUCCGAGUUCGACCACGCUGAGGCUCUCGCCGCCACCGACGAGUUCACGCUCGCAGUCCGCACCGAUGCCCGCGGCAAGUUCAAGCCCAUGCGCUUCUCGUCCCCGCUCCGCCCGGGGAUCCUCACCGAACUCCACCGCCUCCGCCCAGUCCAGGCCUCCUUCGACUUCCCCGUCCUCCACCUCCGCCGACGCACCCACGAGUGGGCCCCCUUCAAACUUAAGGUCACUCCUGUGGGUGUUGAGCUCCUUGAGGCUUCUGGUGAUAUGCGCUGGUGCUUGGACUUCAGAGAUAUGAAUUCUCCGGCAAUUGUGCUCUUGGGGGAUAGCUAUGGGAGGAAGACUACUGAAGGUGGAGGGUUUGUGCUAUGCCCUCUUUAUGGUAGGAAGUCAAAAGCUUUUAUGGCUGCUUCAGGAACUACAAACACUGCAAUUAUAUCGCAUCUGACGAAAACUGCCAAAUUAAAGAUUGGACUAUCACUAUCUGUGGAUAAUUCACAAUCAAUGAAAACGGACGACUUCAUAGCAAAAAGAGCUAUUGAGGCAGUUGGAGCUGCUGAAACACGACAUGGAGAGUGGUCAGUAACAAGAUUACGUUCUGCUGCGCGUGGCACUGCUAGUAUUGAGAGCUUAAGUUUGGGUGUUGGACCAAGGGGUGGGCUUGGAGAACAGGGUGAUUCUGUCUCUCGUCUGCUUGUUCUUACAAGCACUUCACUUGUUGAAAGACGUCCAGAGAACUAUGAGGCUGUCAUUGUACGAUCGCUCUCAGCAGUAAGUGCUCUUGUUCGAUUUGCAGAAGAACCGCAGAUGUUUGCAUUUGAAUUCAAUGAUGGCUGCCCAAUUCAUGUAUAUGCAAGCACUUCCCGUGAUAAUCUACUUGCAACAGUUCUUGAUGUUUUACAAAACCAGAGACAGUGUGCAAUUCCAGUGCUACCAAGGUUAACAAUGCCUGGUCAUCAGAUAGAUCCGCCUUGCGGGGUAGCACAUCUUCAGAUGCCCCAUCAUGGUUCUGUUGAUAUGGAGUCUGCUACCAUGCACAUAAAACAUUUGGCUACAGUUGCUAAAGAGGCUGUAGCGUCAUCUGACACUGUUCCUGGAGCAAAAAUCAGAUUGUGGCGUAGAAUAAGGGAGUUUAAUGCAUGUGUACCAUACACUGGAGUGCCUGUCAAUAUUGAAGUACCCGAAGUGGUCUUAAUGGCCUUAAUCAGUCUUCUUCCGAUCAUACCACAAAGCCUUCCUGCUGAUGCUCCUCCUCUUCCGCCUCCAUCUCCAAAAGCAGCAGCAACAAUAAUGGGUUUUGUUGCAUGCUUACGCAGGCUACUUACAUCAAGAAGUGUGGCAUCACAUGUGAUGGCAUUUCCUGUCGCUGUUGGGAGAAUAAUGGGUUUGCUUAGGAAUGGUUCGGAAGGAGUAGCAGCUGAAGCUGCUGGACUUGUGGCUAUGCUAAUUGGUGGUGGUCCUGGUGAUUCAUCUAUCUUAUUAAUGGAUACAAGGGGAGAAUCCCAUGCCACCUACAUGCAUGCAAAGUCUGUACUGUUCUCGCAACCAAUGUAUGUUCCGAUCCUUGUUAACAGGUUGAGUCCAAUAUCGGUGUCACCAUUGUUAUCUCUGUCUGUUGUGGAAGUCCUUGAAGCUAUGCUUUGUGAACCCCAUGGUGAAACAACCCAACAUGCUACAUUUGUUGAGCUAUUGCGGCAAGUUGCUGGUUUGCGCCGUCAUUUGUUUGCAUUAUUUGCACAUCCAGCUGAAAGUGUGCGAGAGACUAUUUCUGUUAUAAUGCGUACAAUUGCUGAAGAAGAUGCAAUAGCGGCAGAGUCCAUGCGUGAUGCUGCCUUGAAGGAUGGUGCUCUUCUGAGGCAUUUACUAAAUGCUUUCUUCUUUCCUGCUGGAGAACGACGUGAUGUUAGUCAGCAACUUGUUGCUCUUUGGGCUGAUUCCUAUCAACCUGCACUUGAUUUGCUAUCAAGAAUACUUCCUCCUGGACUUGUUGCUUAUCUCCAUACACGUUCAGAUGAAGAUUCACAGAGCCAGUAUGAUGAAGCACCGUUGAGCAGAAGGCAGAGACGAAUACUUCAGCAGAGGAGGGUUCGUGGUAGUAAAAGUAUGGCAGUACAAGAACAAGGGAUACCCCCCAAUGGUGUUGAGGAUGGGGAACCCUUCAGGCACACCAGUGUGGGCACUUACGGAGGAGCAGAUGUUCAUCAGAGGCAUGUUGGCCCGUACUCUUCCACCCACUCUCCUUUGCCAGGUAUAAACAUUGAUCCUUCUCACACAGUUUCAGUUCCACAUGGUUCUGUACCUGAGGCCCUUUCUGAAAAUAAUCAUCAAAUUGGGGCACCACAGCUGGAUUCACAUGUUUAUUCAGUGGACUGCAAUGCCAAUGGCAAUCUUGUCAGCUCAUCGCAUUCAGAUUUUUCAGUCCCUGCACAGGUUGUGGUGGAAAACACUCCUGUGGGAUCUGGCAGGCUCCUGUGCAAUUGGUAUGGAUUUUGGAGGGCAUUCAGUCUAGAUCACAACAGAGCAGAUUUGAUAUGGAAUGAACGCACCAGACAGGAAUUGAGGGAAGCAUUGCAAACUGAAGUUCAUAACCUGGAUGUCGAGAAAGAAAGAACAGAUGACAUUGUCCCUGGAAGUUCAGUCACUGAGGAUGCUGGUGGUAGUGACAACUUACCUCGUAUUUCAUGGAAUUAUGCUGAAUUUUCAGUGAGCUACCCAAGCUUGUCCAAAGAAGUCUGUGUGGGGCAAUACUAUUUGCGGCUGCUGCUUGAAAGUGGAAGCAACUAUCGAGCACAUGAUUUUCCACUACGUGAUCCUGUUGCCUUUUUUAGAGCUCUGUACCAUCGAUUUUUGUGUGACGCAGAUAUUGGUCUUACUGUGGAUGGUGCAGUACCUGAUGAGUUGGGGUCAUCUGAUGAUUGGUGUGACAUGGGGAGAUUAGAUGGCUUUGGUGGUGGUGGAGGAUCUUCUGUAAGAGAACUCUGUUCAAGGGCGAUGGCUAUAGUUUAUGAGCAACAUUACAAAGUUAUUGGGCCUUUUGAUGGCACUGCACAUAUUACUGUCCUCUUAGACCGAACAGAUGAUAGGGUGUUGAGGCAUCGUUUGCUACUACUUUUAAAGGCCUUGAUGAAUGACCUUUCAAAUGUUGAAGCAUGUGUUUUGGUUGGAGGCUGUGUUUUGGCUGUUGAUUUGCUUACUGUUGCACAUGAAACAUCUGAGCGGACAGCUAUUCCUUUGCAAUCUAACCUCAUUGCGGCAACUGCAUUUAUGGAACCUUCAAAAGAGUGGAUGUACAUUGAUAAAGAUGGCACACAAGUUGGGCCACUUGAAAAGGAUGCAAUAAGAAGGCUGUGGUCAAAGAAGUCAAUUAAUUGGACAACAAAAUGUUGGGCUUCUGGUAUGUCUGACUGGAAAAGGUUACGGGAUAUACGGGAACUGCGAUGGGCACUUUCUGUAAGAGUGCCUGUUUUGACUCCUACUCAGAUUGGGGACGCUGCAUUAUCUAUAUUACACAGUAUGGCAUCUGCACGGUCUGAUCUUGAUGAUGCAGGUGAAAUAGUAACUCCAACUCCUAGGGUGAAACGUAUAUUGUCAAGUCCAAGAUGCCUUCCUCAUGUGGCCCAGGUUAUGCUUACUGGGGAACCAAGCAUUGUUGAAGCAGCUGCCUCAUUGCUUAAGGCUAUUGUUACAAGAAACCCUAAAGCUAUGAUUCGAUUAUAUAGUACUGGUGCCUUUUACUUUGCAUUGGCGUAUCCUGGUUCAAAUCUCCUAUCAAUUGCACAGUUGUUUUCGGCCACACAUACUCAUCAAGCUUUUCAUGGUGGUGAAGAGGCAGCACUAUCUUCAUCUUUGCCUUUGGCAAAGCGUAGUGUACUGGGUGGACUGCUCCCAGAAUCUUUGCUGUAUGUCUUGGAGCGCAGUGGCCCUUCUGCUUUUGCGGGUGCAAUGGUGUCUGAUUCUGACACACCAGAAAUUAUAUGGACCCACAAGAUGCGAGCAGAAAACCUUAUUCGUCAGGUUCUGCAGCAUCUCGGUGACUUUCCUCAGAAAUUGGAACAGCAUUGCCAUUCGUUGUAUGAUUAUGCUCCUAUGCCACCUGUGACUUACCCGAAUCUGAAAGAUGAGAUGUGGUGCCAUCGUUACUACCUCCGUAACCUAUGUGAUGAGAUUAGGUUUCCUAACUGGCCCAUUGUAGAACACGUGGAGUUUUUGCAGUCAUUGUUGGUAAUGUGGCGUGAAGAGUUAACUCGUCGUCCAAUGGAUUUAUCUGAAGAAGAAGCCUGUAAGAUACUGGAGAUUUCUCUUGAUGAUCUUGUGCUUGGUGAGAAUGGUAGCAGCAAGCAGUCAUCUGACUUAAGUUCUUCUAAUUCCGGAAACAAAAUUGAAAACAUUGAUGAGGAGAAGCUUAAGCGCCAAUACCGAAAGCUAGCAAUAAAAUAUCAUCCAGACAAGAACCCUGAAGGAAGGGAGAAGUUUGUUGCUGUGCAAAAGGCUUAUGAGCGAUUGCAGGCUAGUAUGCAGGGAUUGCAGGGACCACAACUCUGGAGGCUGCUACUCUUGCUGAAGGCACAAUGCAUCUUGUACAAGAGAUAUGGAGAUGUCUUGGAACCAUUCAAAUAUGCUGGUUAUCCUAUGUUGCUAAAUGCAGUUACUGUAGAUAAGGAUGACAGCAAUUUUCUUUCAUCUGAUAGGGCCCCUCUUCUGAUAGCUGCUUCGGAGCUAAUUUGGCUGACAUGUGCAUCAUCUUCAUUAAAUGGAGAAGAACUGAUAAGGGAUGGUGGCAUCCCCUUGUUGGCAACACUUCUUUCUCGCUGUAUGUGCAUUGUUCAGCCCACAACACCUGCAAAUGAACCAGCUGCAAGAAUAGUCACCAACAUAAUGCAUACCUUCUCUGUUCUCAGUCAGUUUGAGUCAGGAAGAGUUGAGAUUCUUAAGUUUGGUGGCCUUGUUGAGGACAUUGUGCAUUGUACAGAACUUGAAUUUGUUCCCUCAGCAGUGGAUGCUGCGCUGCUGACAGCUGCGAAUGUUUCGGUGUCGUCUGAGUUGCAAAAUGCUCUGCUCAGGGCUGGAUUUUUAUGGUAUGUGCUACCCCUGCUGCUUCAAUACGAUUCGACAGCAGAAGAGAAUGAGACAUGCUCUUCUACUCCAAAGCUUGCUGACAUGCUGAGAAACCACCCACCUAAAGAGUUAUUAUCAAAUCUAAAUUCAAAUUUGGAAUCACCAGAGAUCAUAUGGAAUUCAUCCACCAGAGGGGAGCUUCUCAAAUUUGUAGACCAGCAGCGUGCUAGUCAAGGCCCUGAUGGUUCAUAUGAUUUGACAGAAUCACAGUCUUUCACCUAUGAAGCUUUAUCCAAAGAAUUGAACGUUGGUAAUGUAUACUUGAGAGUUUACAACAAUCAACCGGAUUUUGAAAUAAGUGAUCAGGAGGAAUUUUGCAUUGCCCUGCUUAAGUUUAUAGCAGAGUUAGUACAACAGUGGAAUUCCAUUAAUUUGGAGGAGACGAUUCAUCAACAUGAUUCAGUUAUCGAAGCAUCUAUUUCUGAAAAUGAUGAAGUCCGUGAUUCGACUAAUGAAGGAAAAAUGGAUAAUUCAUCAGGAAAACAAAGUACAGAUGGAGAUUCUGAAGUUAUUAUAAACCUCCAAAGUGGGCUAACAUCACUUCAGAAUCUUCUUACAAGUAAUCCAGGCUUAGCUGCUGUUUUUGCUUCCAAGGAGCGUCUGAUUCCUCUUUUUGAAUGCCUUGCACUGCAUGUUCCUCCUGAAAGCAGCAUCCCACAAAUCUGUUUAAGUGUUCUUUCUCUGUUGACUAAGCAUGCUCCUUGUUUGGAGGCUAUGGUUGCAGAAAGGAUGAGCCUCAUUUUGCUAUUUCAGAUACUCCACUGCAAUCCUCCUUGCAGGGACGGAGCUCUUGCUGUACUGUAUUCUUUAGCCAGCACACCAGAGCUUGGCUGGGCUGCUGCCAAGCAUGGUGGUGUUGUUUACAUUCUUGAACUUAUGUUACCACUUCAAGAGGAAAUCCCUAUGCAGCAAAGAGCUGCAGCUGCAUCCUUAUUGGGCAAACUUGUUGGGCAACCAAUGCAUGGCCCCAGGGUGGCAAUCACCCUUGCCAGGUUCCUGCCUGAUGGUUUAGUUUCUGCCAUUAAAGAUGGACCUGGUGAAGCUGUUGUUUCUUCUCUUGAACAGACAACGGAAACUCCUGAACUAGUAUGGACACCCGCAAUGGCAGCUUCUCUUUCUGCACAGUUGGCAACAAUGGCAUCAGACCUCUAUCAAGAGCAGAUGAAAGGACGUGUUGUUGAUUGGGAUGUACCUGAACAAGCAUCUGGCCAACAUGUAAUGAAGGAUGAACCACAGGUUGGUGGAAUUUAUGUAAGACUUUUUCUUAAGGACCCCAAGUUUCCACUGAGAAACCCUAAAAGAUUCCUUGAAGGACUCCUAGAUCAGUAUGUCUCCUCUGUUGCUGCUACACAUUAUGAAGCAAUUGCUACAGAUCCAGAGCUUCCUUUGCUACUGUCCGCGGCAUUGGUUUCCUUACUACGAGUUCAUCCAGCACUUGCUGACCAUGUUGGCUACCUCGGUUAUGUUCCAAAGCUUGUUGCGGCUAUGGCUUAUGAGGGAAGAAGGGAAACUAUGGCAUCUGGGCAGGCUACCAGUGGAUCGCAGGCAGAACCUAGCGAACAUGACAACUCAGCUCACUCUGAGGCUACUGUGCAGACUCCACAAGAACGUGUUCGCCUUAGUUGUUUGCGUGUUCUGCAUCAGCUUGCGUCUAGCACAACCUGUGCAGAAGCUAUGGCAGCAACAAGUGCAGGAACUCCUCAGGUCGUACCACUGCUUAUGAAAGCAAUUGGAUGGCAAGGUGGAAGUAUACUGGCAUUGGAGACAUUAAAGCGUGUAGUCGGUGCUGGUAAUCGGGCUCGUGAUGCUCUUGUUGCACAGGGGCUUAAGGUUGGUCUUGUUGAAGUGCUCCUUGGUAUUCUUGAUUGGCGUGCUGGUGGAAGACAGGGACUCUGUAGUCAAAUGAAGUGGAAUGAAUCAGAGGCUUCAAUUGGGCUUGUUUUGGCUGUGGAGGUGCUUCAUGCUUUUGCAACCGAAGGUGCACACUGUGCUAGAGUUCGUGAAGUCCUGAAUUCCUCUGAUGUAUGGAGUGCUUACAAGGACCAGAAGCACGACCUUUUCCUUCCAUCCAAUGCACAAUCUUCUGCUGCUGGAGUUGCUGGGCUCAUUGAGAGCUCAUCAUCAAGACUCACUUAUGCCCUCACCGCACCACCACCUCAACCUUCAUUGGUCCGGCUGCCAUCUUCUUCUCCUUCUCCACCAUCAGCUCCUGCAAACCCUAGUGGACGGCAUUCUUAUCAGCAUUCCUAG
Messenger RNA from Miscanthus lutarioriparius, 7587 nucleotides. The record is from the annotation of a GenBank genome assembly. Lineage: Eukaryota; Viridiplantae; Streptophyta; Magnoliopsida; Poales; Poaceae.